This is a messenger RNA of Corylus avellana, 745 nucleotides long. RefSeq lists its product as uncharacterized. The record is from RefSeq and is a predicted model, not a curated record. NCBI's taxonomy places the organism in Eukaryota, Viridiplantae, Streptophyta, Magnoliopsida, Fagales, Betulaceae.
GCAAGCCCUGGAUUCUUCAUAUAAAAACUACCCCCGAAGCCUGAAAGCGUGAAACGGCGAGAGAGCGAUAACGAAGUGUGGUCGAGAUCCGGAGACGCUUCGGGUUUCGCCCAUUGGGACGUCGGAGCCCCGAGCGGUACUGUUCUUCCUGUUCACAAAGCUUCGGUAAAGGCAGAGAAAUAAGAACGAGAAUGAAGGGGUCGUGUACUCUCGUGGCGUCGGUGCUGGCCGCGUCAACCGUCGCUCUUGGCUCCUCUUCCUCCGCGGGAGAUCCUGACCCUUCGUUUCAUCCCCGGUCCUCCAAGGGAUUUUCUUCCAAUUCAUCUUCUUCGGCGAAAAUCUGCGCACCCCAUUCGCAUAGCUCGUCAAAUAAGGAGAAAUUCGCGCCGAGAUUCGACGGCCUCAGGUUCAUCGAGACCUUGGUCACGGCUCACAGAUGACCGCAUAAAACCGUGAUUUUUGUCUGCGUUUUUUAUCUGCUAAUUGAGGCUUCGCAUAAGGAUUUAUUCCCAUUAAUCGCUUGGGCCAUUUUCGUGUUUAUUGGGUUCCUUUUUUUUUUUUUGCUUUUUUAAAUUUUUACUCUCUCGAUCGGUUAAUUGAUGAUGUAAAAUAUCAUUGAAGUUGAGCCCAAUAGCGUGAGGUUCCAGUUUUUCUCGAGUUUUCUCUUGUUUUUUGUGAAAUUUAUUUGUCCUCGCUCGUAUGUUACAUAAUUAAUAUUAUUCAUAAACAAAAUUUAUUAUGUUAA